AUGUCCCACGAUCACGAUCGUGACCGUGAUGGAGGCAAAACGGAUCAGUUAGUUACCUCCGCACCUUCACUCGGUACCGGUACUCGAUUCCCAGAACCAAGUCCCACGAUCAUCGGCUGGCCCCAGGGUAUUCGGGGAUUCCAGAAUGGUUCGAUGCGUCGCCGUACAUGCUCCAGACGGAGAUCUUCCAAGGUUUCUAGAAGGAUGCGAUACACACGUCGUGCACCCUAUCGCCUAACCAUAUUAGACUGCCGAGAUCGACUGGACGGGAAGGUGACGUCGCAACUCUCGAGCCCUCUGAGAGGGGCGAGAAUCGAUAUGCAUCACGCAGCCCGUCGUCCUUGGCUGUUGGGGUUGUCAAUGUCUAAUUUCCAGCGUCGCAUCUUCUAUCCGAUGCCUAUUCGAGGCUCCAGCAUUACCCCAGUAUUACUCCAGUAUUACUCCAGUAUUACUCCAGUAUUACCCCAGUAUUACUCCAGUAUUACUCCAGUCUCCUCCAGUCCACCACGGCUACGCCGCUGUAGCGCUGCACUAUUAUCGUGGAUUCGCGUACCGAUCAAAUUGACUGCAGGUCCUGGGGCUACCGAAGUUCGAUGA
Molecule: messenger RNA, 597 nt
Organism: Eremomyces bilateralis CBS 781.70
Lineage: Eukaryota; Fungi; Ascomycota; Dothideomycetes; Eremomycetales; Eremomycetaceae
Exons: 3
Coding region: 1-597 (198 amino acids)
Source: RefSeq, a predicted model, not a curated record